This is a messenger RNA of Petromyzon marinus (sea lamprey), 4428 nucleotides long. RefSeq names its product long-chain-fatty-acid--CoA ligase ACSBG2-like. Gene Ontology annotation, cellular component: endoplasmic reticulum; membrane. Lineage: Eukaryota; Metazoa; Chordata; Hyperoartia; Petromyzontiformes; Petromyzontidae. The record is from RefSeq and is a predicted model, not a curated record. Gene Ontology annotation, molecular function: long-chain fatty acid-CoA ligase activity.
UAGUGGGGGGUUGGGGUGUAGGGACGCUCCGGGUUGCUCCUAUUAAACUGUUCCCGCCCUCGGUCGUCCCUCCUCCUCCUGCUCCUCUUCGCAUCCCACGCGCGCGCGCAGUCAUUCACGCCGGCCAGUCCUCAUUGCCACCCCAGCGCCCGGAGCAGUAGCAGCAGCAGCAGCGAAGAGUGCGGGAAGGAGCCAUGGUGCUGAAAGGCAGUGAAUCCGGUGGGGUUUUAGCCGAGAGUGCUCUGCUGUUUGCGAGUGAGGCGCCUUCGGACAUCAUGUCUGGUUUGGAAGUGGAGCAUGGGUCUGAGGACACGGGCCAUGACCUCGUCAAUGGAGAGACUUCGCCAACACCCCCUUCUUCGUCUGGCAGCCCGUCUCACAAGCUGGACAACAUCAACUUGAUGCUGGCCGAUUCUUUCGGCGAUAAGACCAAGUUGGACGAUGCAGCCGCCGCCAUCAUCCCCAAUGGCAACGCCGAGGUGGCGUCGUCACGGCAACAGGACCAGCAGCAGCAAGCAGCCAAGCAGUCGGCAGCGUCGACGGACGAUGUGUCUCUUGCCCCCGCCGAUCGACUGUGGACCACGGAGAGGGAUGGGGCCGUCCUCCUGCGCAUUAACGCGUCGGGCCCGCUGUCCGACACGCCCGAGACAAUAAACCAGCUGUUUGAGCGCACCGUGAAAUUGUACGGCGACCACAAGGCGCUGGCGAGCAAGGAGGGCAACACUUGGAAGAUUCUGACCUACAAGGAGUACUACGCACAGUGCCGCCAGGCUGCCAAGAGCUUCCUAAAGCUUGGCCUGCAAAGAUACCAUGGGGUAGGGAUCCUGGGUUUCAACUCUGCUGAAUGGUUCAUCUCCGAUAUUGGUGCCAUAUUGGCUGGCGGUUUUGCCGUCGGGAUUUACACCACCAACUCUGCCGAGGCAUGCCAGUAUGUCGCCGAUAACUGCUUGGCGAAUAUCAUUGUUGUGGAGAAUGACAAGCAGCUUCAGAAGAUCCUAGAGGUGCAGUCUCAGCUUCCUCACCUCAAGGCCAUUGUUCAGUACAAGGGGGAGCUGAAGGAGAAAAAGCCCAACGUGUAUUCGUGGGCCGAGUUCAUGCGAGCGGGCGAGGAGGUCCCAGACGCUCAGCUCGAUGCAAUCAUCGCAUCCCAGAGGGCCAAUCAGUGCUGCUCUCUCAUCUACACGUCCGGCACGACAGGCUCACCCAAGGGGGUUAUGCUGAGCCAUGACAACCUGACAUGGACGGCGACCGUGACGGGCGAGCUGACACAGCUGCGCUCGGCAGACGAUAACUACCAGGAGGUGGUUAUCAGCUACUUGCCCCUGAGCCACAUCGCCGCUCAGUUAGUCGACAUCUGGCUGCCCAUGCGUUUCGGCGGCGUCACCUACUUUGCUCAGCCAGACGCCCUCAAGGGCUCCCUGGUCGUCACCAUGAAGGAGGUGCGACCCACUGGCUUCAUGGGCGUGCCGCGUGUCUGGGAGAAAAUGAUGGAGAAGAUGAAGGCCACGGCAGCAAAGUCGGGCAUCUUCAAGCGCAAGAUCGCCGGCUGGGCCAAGAGCGUGGGGCUGCAGACCCACCUGGCCAACAUGAAAGGCAAUCCUGCCGAGGCGCCCAUGGGCUACACGCUGGCAAACAUGCUUGUCUUCAAGAAGGUGCGCGAGGCGCUCGGACUGGACCGCUGCACCAAGUGCUACACGGGCGCAGCGCCCAUCACGCGGGACACCCUCGAGUUUUUCCUCAGCCUCGACAUCCCCGUCUUCGAGCUGUACGGCAUGAGCGAGAGCUCUGGCCCGCACACCAUCUCCUCGCCCACGGCCUUCCAGAUCGGCAGCUGUGGGACUUUGCUGCGCGGUUGCCGCACCCUGCUGCACAGCAAGGACGAGGAGGGCAGCGGCGAGGUGUGCUUCUGGGGGCGCCACGUCUUCAUGGGCUACCUCAACAUGGAGGAGAAGACGCGCGAGGCUAUCGACGACGAUGGGUGGCUGCACUCGGGCGACCUGGGCCGCGUCGAUGAGCAGGGUCUCCUCUACAUCACCGGCCGCAUCAAAGAGCUGAUCAUCACGGCAGGCGGCGAGAACGUGCCUCCCAUCCCCAUCGAGGACGCCAUCAAGGAGGAACUGCCCGUCGUCAGCAAUGCCAUGGUCAUCGGCGACCGCCGCAAGUUCCUUUCUGUGCUGCUUACGCUGAAGUGCGAGUCGAACGGUGACUCUGGUGAGCCGGACGACGCGCUGACGGACGAGGUGGUGCACUGGUGCCAGCGCGUGGGCAGUACGGCGACGCGCGCCUCCCAGAUCGCCGGUGGGAAGGACCCGGUGGUGGAGCGUGCCAUCCGCGACGGCAUCGAGCGCGUCAACAAGCGUGCACCCUCCAACGCGCAGCGCGUGCAGAAGUGGGAAUUGCUGUUGCGCGACUUCUCCAUCCCCGGCGGAGAGCUGGGUCCCACAAUGAAGCUCAAGAGGCCAGUUGUGACCAAGAUAUACCAGGAACUCAUUGAGAGGCUGUAUGAAGACGCAGUGUCACCCACAACUCCUGAUGCCCCCCUACCGACCCAGUGAGACGCAGAACUGCUGCUGCUGGUGCUGCUGCUGAUGCACAACAGCACACCCCUGUGGUCCAUUAAAACAAGAGUUGUUUGGUUUAUUGGGUGGGGAGGGUUGGGCCAAGUCUUUUGUGUGUACUUGUGAGACUGAAUAUUGCAGUGAAUUUGUGAGCAACUCAAUUUCAAAAAAAUCGCCCAAAUGUUAUGUGUGCAUUGUUUUUUGUGAAUGUCGCAGCCUUGUAAACGUAGUCAAGUCGGUGAUGGAAAAGAAAAAACAGAAUGUAACGAUUCAAAACUCUGCAGCCGCUCGUCAUCGUUAUCAUGAUGCUUUGGUGUCGCAGCUCUCUGUUAUGCACCAUCUGCCUUGGACCGUCCAAACAUUACACCUGGGUAACGGGUAUUGUAUAGAGACCAGGUAAUGUUUGGAGGGCUGUAAAAAUGAUGGGCAAAACAGUUCUGGUAGCAGUGUCUUUUCUUGGGUUACCGAAUCCUGUCCAGUAAAUGACCUGGUGGUAUCCAGCAGAUAAUUAUAAUGAUGAUGAUAAUGUUUAGUGGCACAUUUAUAUUUAAUGUGAAGAGAUUUUUGUCUUUUAAUCUCCAUCCGCUUGCCUUCCAAUCAUCAUUUAGCCCUAUGGAGGGCAUAAAAAAGUUAACUUUUGUAGAAAAAAAUUGCCAGGUACUACAAUGAUUUCAAUUCUCAUUUGACUGCAUAUAUUGACUCCAGAGGGCUUGGAAAACUUUGCACGCAGGUAAGCCGUGUGUUUUUGUGCAGUUGGAGAGAAUUGGCAAACUGCUGCUUGUGACGCGACCACUUGUUUCAUAUGUGGGCUCAUCAGGCAGGAAUGAGAGGUCCCCGGUCGAUUUGCCUGCAUUCGAAAACGGCCACUGUUUUGCUCGUGUAAAUUAUUCUUGGUAAAAAUUAAAAAGUGCGCGGCUUGAAUGUGUAAAACACCACAGUGUGUCAUGCGAUUUCUUGUGAUUUAUUUUUUGGCCUGUGACCUUUGACAAUCCUGUUAACAGCACCUGCUCCAUCCUGAUAGGUGGUUUAACCUUUAAAGCCAAGAUUUUUUUUUCAAGGUCCUUAGGCGUCACGACACCCAUACCAACUAGUCAUGACCAACCCCCGGCACAAGAAACAUGCAGGCAUCUCAAAUUGUCGUGCCAGUGCACAAUAGCGGCUACUGCCCAUGUUCAAGAGCUGACGAUGGGGUCGGUCCGGGUCUUUUUGUCGACACCGCCUCAGCAUUGUCCACUCGCACAGUAAUUUUGCCGUUCUGUCCUAUUCACUGGCGGGACGCAAUGUUGUGUAGAAAGCAUCGCCAUUUUACGUGUGUUUUGUGUGUGCGUGCUAAUGCGGUUUGCCGAUUUUGUAAAUCGUCCUGAAUCAAAUAUCAGUUAUGAGUUCUUGUAGGUCUGUUUCUUAAACUCCAUCCUGUAGCCCACAAAGUGCAACAUUAGCUCAUUGUUAAUUAGAACGUGCAUCUGUAAUGAAGUUCGUACAUUGAGGUCUCGCUUGCCGAGUGGUGUACACACGAGCCGGGUUGGAGUGGUGGGAGUGGAAGACGGGUUUAAUGAAUCGCUAACGUAGGUAAGUGAUUUUAAAUAGAAGCUUUUUGGUCGGCUCGCUUGUUCAUCACCACUUAAGUGCGAUGCAAAUUUUCAGUACAGAAGUGAGUACUAGAAAUAACCUGAAGUAUAAAUUAAAUGUUACUUCUCAAUCCAAAAAUAAAUUGUUGCACAUAACUUUAUUUACUGUCAUAAAUUAUUUAUAAAAGCUUUGUAAUUCCACCAUUUUUGCAAUCUGUCAGCAUGUACAUUGUGUAUAAUUUUUCAUAGCGGAGUUGGAAAAAAUUUUUCUGCGGCUGCACAAAAUAAAUGACCGAAUACGA